Suillus bovinus is the source of this 849-nucleotide messenger RNA. RefSeq names its product ectomycorrhiza-regulated esterase. The transcript is spliced from 8 exons. Lineage: Eukaryota; Fungi; Basidiomycota; Agaricomycetes; Boletales; Suillaceae. The record is from RefSeq and is a predicted model, not a curated record. Bases 1 to 849 code for a protein of 282 amino acids.
AUGGCCACUAGGAAGUCUACAAAACUGCGUAUACCGCAUUCCCAAGAUGAUUGCGAGCUGGUCGGGAUCCUGGAACAACUAGUACCCGAAGAGCCCACGCAGGGCAGAAAGAUUGCCAUGAUUCUUCAUGGGUCCUUGGGUCAUAAAGACUACUUAUUCCAGAAACGUCUCGCACAACGUUUCCCGAUGGAUUCGUUCAGAUUUGAUUUUCGCGGCAAUCACGAAAGUGGGGGCAAACGGACACAAAGUGGAAUUGGGAGAGACGUCGAGGACCUCGUGGUGGUGGUUUCUUACCUCCGCAGUACGUAUGGGUACGAGAUUGAUGUGGUAGUGGGGCAUUCUCGUGGUUCUGUGGUUGGGAUUUAUUGGAUGUGCACUUCUGAGGAAGGACAACGUGCUCGUGCCAUGGUCAAUGUGUCAGGCCGUUACCGAAUGGAUCGAAUUCACAAGAUUUAUAAAGGGCAGUGGGAUGCCAAAGGUUACUACGAGCGAACUUUAACAGUCGCUCGACAAACGGUCGUGGAAAGGGUUUAUCCAGAAGAUCUAGUGACGUUCUCUCAGUGGAAUACUGCAAUCGUUUGGGACAAAUUUCCUGCUCAAGUCGAUGUUCUGACGAUGCAUGGUCUCCAUGAUAAGACAGUUCCUGCAUAUGACGCGGUUCUUUACUCUCGAGCACUCGGUGCCAGAACGCCUGGCACUCACAACCUUCAUUUAAUAGACGAGGCAGAUCAUAAUUUUACAAAUCGCCAAGACGAGGUUGUAGACUGCAUCCUGGAGUGGUGGGAUGCCCUUAACCAAAGACGCUUGAAAACAGGCAUAUUUAUGACAGGCGUACGCGGCAAACUGUGA